Molecule: messenger RNA, 1404 nt
Organism: Fulvia fulva
Lineage: Eukaryota; Fungi; Ascomycota; Dothideomycetes; Mycosphaerellales; Mycosphaerellaceae
Exons: 1
Coding region: 1-1404 (467 amino acids)
Biological process (GO): regulation of DNA-templated transcription
Molecular function (GO): DNA-binding transcription factor activity, RNA polymerase II-specific; zinc ion binding
Source: RefSeq, a predicted model, not a curated record
AUGCUCGCGAAAGAGGCCAAAUUCUUGUUUGGAGGCUUAGUGGCACCAUGGGCUGAACUGAAAGAUCUUUUGGCGCGUUUCAUUGUUGCAACAGGCUCACAUCUGUCUCGAACACGAACCCUAGCCGAUCGCAUUGCGUUCAGAGUCGAUACGUUGACACCACGAGCCUCCAAGCUGCAGGCACGUGCGACAAAACUGAGAACAAGGCAGGAACGUGGCGCGCAAGAUCAGCGCAAGGUUGAGCACGAUGCCUCGAUUGACAGCAGCGCACUUACAACAAGAAGUAAGACGGUAUCGGCCGACGAACUGGAGACCAUCGCCUCUUCAUCAAUACUUCGUGCGACCAAAGCGAACGAACACGUUCGCCGACUUCUUGAGCAUGCCGAUCUGCUGGAAACGGUGAAGUCGCAUUUGCAACAGGCAGGCUUCAUUCUCGUAAGCAAGACUGAGCAGCACAAACGAGGAGCACUGUCCCACAUCAUGUCGCACAUCCAUACUUUCCGAUGUUCCGACAGCAAACAUCUGGUUUAUGCUUUUCUUGGGCUAGUCGACGACUACCACACCCCGAACUACAUGCCCCAUGUGACUUUCGAUGCUGUUAUGCAAGACAUGACCCUGAAAGUCAUCGAGAAAGAGCAGGAUCUUAAUAUACUAAUGCAAGCCAUCGCGAAGAACGACCUGGGUGACAACGUGCAUGGCUAUCGCCAUAACGAAGCGCACAACCGGCAUCUGCAAAGGUAUGCUGCCUCCUUGAACUUGAAGACAUCGAAAAUUUCGAAGACAGCGACAAGAUUCAUGGGCCGCUUCGCAUAUGUGACGGGUCUUUACGUCGGUGACGUGGCUUCGCACAACUUGCGACUGGCGGGUACUGGACCAACGCAUCAUCUCCAACAAAGUCCUGGAGUCCAGAUCGUGCCCGAGUCGUGUUACGCUCAGCGCUGCAACGACUCUCGAACUCAGAAGCUAUCCACAGAAGUAGAUCAAGUGUGGAUCCUGAUUGGUCUGAAACUCCCCGUCAUCGUUAGGAACUCGACCGAAUUCAUCUGCCAUGUCACACUUUGGGAGAAUGCGCUGCCCUCGCAAAUGAUGUCAGGUACUGUAGUCAAUGCGUACCUAGUUGGCAGAGUGUCGCCCGAGCGGCUAAUGUUGACGAAUCUGAUAGAGGAACUCGUCUGGCGGUGGCGCCACAAUUGGCAGCUCAAUGGCUAUGCGGAGAUCAGAUCGCCGGUUACAUUCUCACACUGUCGCUAUGCCUACCUUCGCUGCGAUCGUAUACUUCCAGCCUGCGGUAAUUGCGCAAGCUCAAGACCAGUUGCUGACUGUGUCUAUGAGGUGGCUACAGAUUGGACUGCCCUGCCAGUGGGACCAGAACUUGGCUACUAUGAAGGGUUUCGCGAAUACUAG